AUGGUAUCUCUUAGGAAUGCAACAUUUGAGGAAAUUUUGGAUGAUUUAUCAGUUAGAUUUAUAGUUAAUUUACCGGAGGAGGAACUUGGAUCAAUUCCACGAAUAUGUUUUCAAAUUGAACAAGCACAUUGGUAUUAUGAAGAUUUUAUUAGGGAGUUAAAUCCUCAAUUGCCUUCAAUGCAUCUGAGAACAUUUUGUUUGACGUUAUUUGCACAUUGCCCGUUAUUGUGGAAGUGGAAUAAAGAGUAUGAAAAAGCGUAUGAUAAUUUUUUGAAAUAUAAGAUAAGAGUUCCUGUUAGAGGGGCAAUUUUAUUGAAUGAGACAUGUGAGGAGUGUGUUCUUGUGAAAGGAUGGAAAAACUCGUCUGGAUGGGGGUUUCCUAAAGGGAAAAUAAAUAAGGAUGAAUUGGAUACGGAUUGUGCGAUUCGGGAAGUAUUUGAAGAAACGGGGUUUGAUAUUUCGAAGCUUAUACAGCCAAAUGAUUAUAUAGAAAUUACGCUUUGUGAACAAAAUAUCCGUCUUUAUAUAAUAGCGGGUGUUCCUAGUGAUACCAAUUUUAUAACACAUACUCGUAAAGAAAUCAGUAAAAUAAGAUGGCAUAAACUUUCAGAUCUUCCUGCCUAUUCGAAAUCUAGAAAGGAAGAUAAUUAUGGAAAUAAAGAAGCAUCAAAAUCUAAAUAUUAUUUAGUAGCACCAUUUUUAGAACCUUUAUUGAGAUGGAUUCGAAAAAGAAAAAAGCCUUAUUUGAAUUCUAUAGAAAUAAUGAAAGAAUAUGUCGAUUCAGAUUUUGAAACAGAUCAAAAUAUUUGUAGAAAGAAUUCUGAAACACUUAAGACACUUCUUGGAAUAUCAUCUUAUUCCCCUAUUAGUACUACAUCUUUCACUAUGUCUGUUGAUCUUACACAUUCAUCUAAGGAAGAAGUUUCUUUUCUAAAUAAGAAUAUAUCUGAUAAUGAUCACAAAACUAAUCCAAAAUAUGAUAAAGAUACUGUAUUUAAUAUCUCAAAAAAAGAUUCAGAAGAAAAAAAUAGGGGCGCUAAAAGAAUUAUGGAAUUAUUACACCUUAAUAUUAAUAAUAAUGCAAAUAAAAUAUAUGAAAAGGAUAUAUCUUAUGAAAAAAAUAAUAACGCUCUUUCUUUCGAAGAAAAAUUAAGAAAAAAUAGAAAUUUCCCCCCAUCUCCUUCAGAAAUUCCUUCGAACUUUUCAACAAAUACAAGCGUAUUUAAUCAGGUUUCUUUAAAUACUUCAGAAGAAAAAAAUAUGGGUUCAAAUUACAAUAUAAAUAAUUGCAACAAAGAAAAAUUACUUUUAGCAUUAUUAGGAAAACAAGUCAGCGAUUUGGAAGUAAAUUCAUUACAAAAAAAGAAUUUAAAUAUAAAAAAUGAUAUAAUAAUUAAACAAACAAAUACAAAUAAACAUUCUGGAAAUGCUUAUAAACCAGAUGGAUUAAAAAAUAUUCAAACACCAUUAUUGUCAAAAAUAUCGCCGACAUCAUCAUCUUCUGUUACAAAUACAAAUGGUACAGCUAUCGAAAAAUUGGAUGCACAAUUGCUUUGUUAUUUGGAAAAUGUCAUUAUAAAGGCAAGGAAUCAAAAAUAA
This is a messenger RNA of Pneumocystis murina B123, 1599 nucleotides long. RefSeq lists its product as hypothetical. Gene Ontology annotation, biological process: nuclear-transcribed mRNA catabolic process, nonsense-mediated decay; deadenylation-dependent decapping of nuclear-transcribed mRNA. The transcript has 5 exons. Gene Ontology annotation, molecular function: manganese ion binding; 5'-(N(7)-methylguanosine 5'-triphospho)-[mRNA] hydrolase activity; RNA binding. The record is from RefSeq and is a predicted model, not a curated record. Gene Ontology annotation, cellular component: P-body; cytoplasm. Lineage: Eukaryota; Fungi; Ascomycota; Pneumocystomycetes; Pneumocystales; Pneumocystaceae. The coding region runs from base 1 to 1599 and encodes 532 amino acids.